UACUGCUUCCAGGUCUAUCAUCAUCAAAGAUGGUGGUUUCCUACGGGUUGGAGCAACUUUUUGUUGCCAGAAGACCCACCAGUCUGGUCAGAUCAACAUGGAAAACCUAUUCCCAAACUUCAUGAUUUUACAUUGCCACCAGAUACAUAUAUUGGUCCUCCUAACGAAAUGAACCAACAACGUUGUGUCUCUUGGGUCUGGAUGGAUCCAUUCUGGUCAAAGCAAAAAGAUGUGGUCGGAGAUAAACAAUCAUGGCAAUAUGGAUCAAAGUGGAAAAAUUGGAGUUCUGACGCCAAUGGGUCAGGUUUCUAUACGCGACGAAGAAAAUGGUUCCGAUAUGCACAACGUAAAGAA
Molecule: messenger RNA, 354 nt
Organism: Mucor mucedo
Lineage: Eukaryota; Fungi; Mucoromycota; Mucoromycetes; Mucorales; Mucoraceae
Exons: 2
Biological process (GO): peroxisome organization
Cellular component (GO): peroxisomal membrane
Source: RefSeq, a predicted model, not a curated record